AUGAGUCUAGACGAGUUCCGCGAGCCGUUUGACCUCGUUGUGGCCGGCACCGGUGUGGCACAGAGUGUCCUGGCUGGCGCGGCUGCCCGGAUCGGCAAGCGCGUACUCCAUCUCGACGCCAACUCGCACUACGGCGGACCAUGGGCCUCGCUCCCGUUUCCGGAACUCUCCAGGACCAUGUCGACGACCGGAUCGGACCAUGGCGGUGAGGUGGGCCACGGGGAUGAGUCUGGCGAUCGGAGCCAGAUGGCGGAGACCGAGGGCAUGGAUAAGGGAAGCGCGGCGGCGCUUGAGGCUCUGGGCGUGGAUGGCUGCAGCAUGAUGGCGCGGGCUGGGAUCGGCCAUGCGCGGGCGGUGGUGGUCGAUGCAGCCGCGGUGGCCGACUUUGCGCUGCCGCAGAACGCACGAAAGUUCAACGUCGAUCUCGGCAACAAGGUCAUCCCGGCGCGUGGCAGCCUUGUCGCCGACCUCAUCUCGUCGGACGCGCUGCUGUACUCGGACGGCGCGUUCCGGGCCGUGCCGUGCUCCAAGGCCGACAUCUUUGCCGAUCCGUACGUCAAAGCGCUGGAGAAGCGCAAGCUGAUGAAGUUCCUCAAGCCGUAUGCGCCGCAGGAUCUCUCGACCGCAACGAGCGUUGAUGCAGCCGGUCACUCCCCUACCGCCGACGGCGCCAAAGCCGAUGACGGCACGCUCGACGAGGCCCUCGACGCUGCGCGAAUGAGCGGAAAGCUCGCGGCGUUUGUCAAGUAUGCCAUUGCGCUUGUCGAGCGCGACGAACCGCCGCUGAGCAAAGCCGCUGGUGAGGCCGCCAUCCGGCUGUAUCUCCACUCGCUGGGCCGGUACGGCAAGACCGCGUUCCUUGCCCCGAUGUACGGUAUGUCCGAGAUCGGACAGGCGUUCUGUCGGCUGUGCGCCGUCUUUGGCGGCUUCUACGUCCUCUCGUGGCCGCUCACACGCUGGUAUCUGGCGCCUGGGACGGGGUGCGCUGUGGGUGUCGGGACCGAGGCCGGCGUCGUCCUCCGCGCCGCUCACUUUGUCGUCGGGCCCGAGUACCUCCCGAGCGCCAUGGUGGCUCGGACCGAGGCGCGCGUCGCCCGCGCUAUCGUUGUCGCCCGCCGCUCACUAGUCGCGGAUGCCAAGCUGGCUGUGGCCUCGAUCCCGCCACGCGCCGUGGCCGACAACCCUAACCCCGUUUAUGUGGUCCAGGUCGACGACUCGACCGAGUCGUGCCCGCCCGGGUUCUGUGUUGUUCAGAUGAGCAUGGCACUGCCUGCCGAUGGCAGUGCAAACGACGGGCGCGAAGUCAUGGAACACGUUGUCGCGCACUUUUACGACGUCACGCCUGUUGUGGCCGAGGUCGAGGCUGAAACCGAGGCCGAGGCUGAAACCGAGGCCGAGGCUGAAACCGAGGCCGAGGCUGAAACCGAGGCCGAGGCUGAAACCGAGGCCGAGGCUGGCGCAAGCACAGACACAAGCGCCAAGCCCAAGGCCGUGUGGUACUGCACUUUUGCGCAGGUCGAGCGGGUAAUCGACGGUGCAGCCCGGGAUGUGCCAAGCAACAUCACCGUUGUGCCCGACGUCUCGGGUGGGCUUUGCGCUGAGGACGUCAUGGCGCAGGCCCGGUCAAUGUUCGAGUCACUGUUCCCGGGCGAAGAGUAUCUGCCGAAGAUGCCCACGCCCGAAGAGUACGAGUGGGCCGGGGCCGGCGAUGCCAAUGACAAUGCCGACGGCAACGGGGCCGACCCUACCACGGCCGAGCCCAACACGGCCGAGCCCACCACGGCCGAGCCCGCCGCAUCAUAAA
Molecule: messenger RNA, 1804 nt
Organism: Thecamonas trahens ATCC 50062
Lineage: Eukaryota; Apusomonadida; Apusomonadidae
Product: rab protein geranylgeranyltransferase component A 2
Exons: 3
Coding region: 1-1803 (600 amino acids)
Biological process (GO): protein geranylgeranylation; small GTPase-mediated signal transduction; vesicle-mediated transport
Cellular component (GO): cytosol; cytoplasm; nucleus
Molecular function (GO): GDP-dissociation inhibitor activity
Source: RefSeq, a predicted model, not a curated record